AUGUCGAGCGGGCGCGGCAGCGAGCGGCCGCAGGCGCGCUUCACCGACUUCAGCGUCGACCGCAUCUUGGGGCUGCGGGAGAACUCCCAGUCGCACCCCCAGGAGGGCAGCCGCCAGCCCACGCCGCCCACGCACCAGCCGGACUUCCAGUGGCUGCACUGCACGCGCUACCGGCCGCCCAAGCUGCCGCGUACGCGGCGAAAUGUUGAAGAUGGGGAUCAAAUGCAACGACAGAGACGACUAGGCCGCACACCAAGAGUGCCAUUCUAUCGCUGGCAGGUGACGUUACUUGAGCAGCAAUAUCAACGUCACAAUUAUCUCAGUACCACAGCAAUCUCCGAGUUAGCUGCUAUGUUACAGCUAUCAUACAACAGGGUCAAAAUUUGGUUCCAAAAUCGGCGGGCGAAAGAACGACGUAAAGAAGAGAUGAAAAGGAUACAGCAAGAAGGAAAUGAUUAUAACAGAAAUGCAAACCUUGAACUGGAUUCUACAGCACAAUCAGCAUCACCAUCACCAUCACCACCAGCAGUACUACCACCAUCACCACAAUAUAGAUCUUCAAAGAUUGUGUCAGUGCUGCCUCCAGCUUCCCAUCACGAAAGAACACUGAAUUCUGAAGUUUCUGCUUUUUCUAAUUAUCAGCUGUAUCACACUACUGCUGAAGGUAUGAGCACAGUGCACCAUCAACCACCGGCGACUAAACAGUGUCUCACAGAUUCUGAAUAUAAGCAUAUUGCUAGUGCUGUGUGAAUGGCUUUAUGUUCUAAAAGAAGUUAUUUAUUGGAGCAGCAGUCAUACUGCAUGUGUGAUAUUUAGGACAUUGUAUAAAGUGUUGUGAUUAUUCUCUCACAAUUGUUUAAUGUCAGCUAACUAAAGUUUGAUAAUGGAACAAUAGUCAAAGACUUUAUUUUUAUGCAAUAUAUAAUGCUGGAAGUUUUCAGCAAGAUACUUCAGAUAUAAAUGACCAUCUUGUGUGAAGU
Messenger RNA from Schistocerca piceifrons (Central American locust), 980 nucleotides. Its product is annotated as paired box protein Pax-6-like. The transcript is spliced from 3 exons. Bases 1 to 750 code for a protein of 249 amino acids. Gene Ontology annotation, molecular function: DNA binding; DNA-binding transcription factor activity, RNA polymerase II-specific. Lineage: Eukaryota; Metazoa; Arthropoda; Insecta; Orthoptera; Acrididae. Gene Ontology annotation, biological process: regulation of DNA-templated transcription. The record is from RefSeq and is a predicted model, not a curated record.